Panonychus citri (citrus red mite) is the source of this 2849-nucleotide messenger RNA. Its product is annotated as protein phosphatase 1L-like. Lineage: Eukaryota; Metazoa; Arthropoda; Arachnida; Trombidiformes; Tetranychidae. The transcript has 3 exons. The record is from RefSeq and is a predicted model, not a curated record. Gene Ontology annotation, biological process: protein dephosphorylation; positive regulation of canonical NF-kappaB signal transduction; negative regulation of canonical NF-kappaB signal transduction. Gene Ontology annotation, molecular function: protein serine/threonine phosphatase activity; cation binding. Gene Ontology annotation, cellular component: nucleus; cytosol. The coding region runs from base 783 to 2132 and encodes 449 amino acids.
UUUUUCUCUUUUUGAAUCAAUGUUUUCAUUUUUAUCUCUUAAUUAAUCAUCGAUUCUAUUAAUUGUAACCAGUGAUUAUUUUAUUAGAUUUAGUUGCGUUAAGUGAUAGCAAAAUUAUGCAAUAAUUGGAUUGUGUCAAAGUUAAAAGUGAAAUUGAAUUAAAACUGAUCUCAUUUUUAUCUUUUAUCCAAAAGUGAGGGCAAGGUCUUUGGGCUUUUGUUUACCAUCGGUCGGUGAUCCAUGCUGAUCAAUUGUUGACUCUCUUUGUGUUAAUUGGAUUUUAUUUUGAUUUGAUUAUUUAUUAUUCGAUUUGGAACAUUUUUGUUAAUGUAUUGGUCGUCAUCGUUUAUUUUGGAUCAAGUAAUCUUGUGAAUCUUUUCGAUGGCUCUUCAUACAAUCUUUGCAAGAGAAACGACAACAACAUUAACCCUACAUUUUCUCUGGUUAUUGUUUCUUUCUCCGUGAUUAUCCUUCAUCAAAAUUGUUCUUAUUUAUUUAAAUCAUUUCAUUAAUUGUUUCUGUCUAUCUCAUUUUUCACCUAAUUUCAUUAACUAUUAUGAUCUAAAUCAUUCACUGGCUUUUUUUUUCUCUUUGCCUGAUAUAAAUCUCACAUUCUCUCUUUCUCUUUCAUUACCCUUUUCUUAAUUUUGUCAACAUAAUCAAACAAUUUUUUAUUCAUUUAAUUUAAUUUAUCACAAAUCUUCGGACAUUUUCAACAAUCUCAUCAAAAUUGAAUCACAUACAAAACAACAUAAACAACAACAACAACAACAACAACAAUCAUGGAGAGUGAAGACUAUGAAGAUGGUGAACCAUUUUUCUACACCUUUAAUAGCCACUUUAAGCUAUUGUUAAGAUUUCUUGUUGGAUUAUCAAUCAAUUGGACUUCUUUUAAAUGUUUACUCAAUUCAAUCAAAAUGAUACUUAUGCGUACGGAGACAAUUAUCCUGUUAAUUUCACUGGCAAUUAUUUAUAUCUGUUGUCAUUCAUCUGAUGUUUGGCCGAACAUUUUAUCCAAACGAAUACCCAAUCAAUGGCUUCUUAAACUGGGAAUUAUCAAAGUUAAACCUAAAAAUAAUUGUAGCUCUUCAACGGAAGGAUUAAUUGUUAAUAAUGUUGGCAUUUAUGCGAUUCAAGGUAGACGUCCCAAAAUGGAAGAUACCUUUUCCUAUUGUGAUGAAACCUCAAGAUUUGGCUUACAAAUGUUUGGUGUAUUUGAUGGUCAUGGAGGAGAUUCUGCAUCCAGGCUUGUUCAAGAUCGUCUCUUCACCUCUAUCCUGGAAACCUUAGAAAAUAUUUCCAAGGAAACAUCAGAACCCUUGGUAUCAAUUUUAAAAGAUGAAACAAAACCAAACGAUAAACAGGCUGAUGAAUUUUGUCCCGCCAAUGGAGAUGUUACCUGUAAAUCUACAACUUCACCAGUAUCUUCACCAUCAUCAUCAUCAUCAUCAUCUUUUUCAUUUUCAUCACCAUCAUGUUCACCUAAUGAUGGGAAUAAAGGUGACAUGAGAUCAAAAUAUAUCUCACGUUUAAUCAGUAAACAUAUAAUUGAUUUGGAUAAAGAGAUUGUUAAAGAAAUGAAAUUGAAAAAUGAUGUUUCUGGAACCACUGCUCUUGUUGCUGUUAAUCUGAUUAAAGAGAAAACCUUAAUUGUUGCUAAUGUUGGUGAUUCUCGAGCUGUUCUCUGUGAUCGUAAAGGAAAUGUGAUCCCACUAUCAUUUGACCAUAAACCUGAUCAAGUAAAGGAAAAGAAACGAAUCAAAGAUGCUGGAGGUUUCAUUCAAUAUAAUGGUGUUUGGAGAGUGGCUGGCAUAUUAGCAACAUCUCGAGCUCUCGGUGAUUACCCAUUGAAAGACAACAAUUUAGUCAUCCCCGAUCCUGAUAUUCUUACAUUUGACCUUAAUCAUGUUAAACCAAGCUUUAUGAUCUUAGCUUCGGACGGUCUAUGGGACACUUUUACCAACGAAGAAGCCGCUGAAUUUGUUCGUAUUAAUCUUGAAAUGUUACAGAAAAGAUCUUGGAAAUCAUCUAAUAGUAUUGCUCAAGAGCUUGCCAAAAGUCUUGUUCAUCAAUCAUACAAAAAAGGAUCAUUGGAUAACAUAACUGUGAUAAUUGUAUUAUUUGAUUCCUGAUUCAACCAAAAAUUGACAAGAAAACUUGAAGAUAAAGAGAAGAGAGAUUGACAGAAACAGUCAGAAUUACAAACAGAUAAAAGAGAAAAUCAACUAAAUCAAUUUCACUGUUAAUUAAGUCGAUUCACCCAACGAUUCACUUGAAUUUUACUUAAACCAAAAAAAAAGAAACAAUUCAAUUCUCUUGCUGUUAAAAUUUUGUCUCUAUUAUGCUGUUUAAUUACCUGCCUUCAUGAAAAACAAUUCAUUUUAAUUAACUAACAUAAUUUUGAUUUUGAUUUGAUUAAGGAAAAAAGCUCUUAAAAACAACAACAACAAUUUAAACAAUCAAAAGAAAAAUCAUCUUGGUGUAACCGUCCUCCUCAUAAUUGACCAUUGAUUGAUUGUUGAGAGAAAAAAACAAAUGUGAAAUAUUUAUAUAUUUACAUUUAUACAAUUUAAACAUCUUGUACUUGAGCAAUUAACUAAUCAUCAAAUUGUUUUGAUAUUUUAAAUGAACUCAUUUUAAACGACAAGAUAUAAAAAAAAAUUGGAUACAAGGAAAUAUCAGCUUACAAUGAAGUGAACAAAUUAAGGACAACAAUCAACUAUGUGAAAUAAUAUCAAAUCUAAAUUAUUGAGAGUAUGACCAUGUUUAGAACGUUAUUUCUUAAACAAUUAAUGAAAAAAAACAAAAAUAUAUUAAUUGUCUCUCAACUUUGUACAUUGAAAUUAAAA